This is a messenger RNA of Lodderomyces oxycetoniae, 915 nucleotides long. It is a transcript of the gene RPP1, whose product is annotated as RNA-binding RNA processing protein. Gene Ontology annotation, biological process: tRNA processing. Gene Ontology annotation, cellular component: nucleolar ribonuclease P complex. Lineage: Eukaryota; Fungi; Ascomycota; Pichiomycetes; Serinales; Debaryomycetaceae. The coding region runs from base 1 to 915 and encodes 304 amino acids. The record is from RefSeq and is a predicted model, not a curated record. Gene Ontology annotation, molecular function: RNA binding. The transcript has 2 exons.
AUGUUGAAUGGCAUAGGUCAAGGUCAAGGUCAAGGUCAAGGAUACGAUGUCCAGCCUACGGAGCAGCAAAUGGUAAAUUUGAAAAAUACAAUAGUUACCAAUUAUCUACUUGGAGUUACACACCAAGUGAUCAAUUUUACGGUUCAGGAGGUGGCAAAGAUUGCGCUGGGUAAAGCUGACACUAUGAAUCCUAUACAGAAAAAGCUGAUUUUAUCUAGUUUGCAAAGCACGUGUCCGAAUCUACGAUUGUUUACGAGAAUCACCUUGGUAAUAAGCGAUACUUCAAAACUACAAGGGUUGAGUAAAUUACAAAACUCCUUCGAUGUUGUAGCAAUACAGCCAUUGAACGAGAAAGCACUACAAAUGACAAUAUUAAAUAUAGAGUGUGAUUUGAUCAGUUUAGACUUGGCUACGAAACUACCAUUUUUCUUGAAAUUCAAAACUAUUGGAAGUGGAAUUCAAAAGGGAAUAAAAUUUGAAAUCAACUAUUCUCAAAUCGUGAGUGGCACCGGAGGAUUUGUCAAUGAUUCUAUAACUGUAAAUUUAGUAAAGAAAAACUGGUUUAACAAUACGCUACAAUUAAUUAGAAGCUCAAGAUCAAGAGGGUUAGUGGUAUCUAGCGGUGCACAAAAUCCUCUUCAAUUGAGGAAUAGCAAUGACAUUUUGAUUUUGCUUAAAACUUUGGGACUUGACAAUAGUAGAGCCAAAGCUUGUAUUAGUAUGAACCCAGAGAAUGUUUUGGUCAGUGGAAGAUUACGAAUGAAGUCUCAUAAACAAGUAAUAAGUAUCGGUAACGAGGAAUUUGCCGAUAAUAGCAAGGAGGAUGUUGAUAAGAAGAAUAGCGCUAAGGGAUAUAAGAGAAAGUAUAAUGAGACUUCUACUGGUAGAUUGUUAAAGAAGAAAAAAUACAAUUAG